AUGCUCGUCGAUCAGGAGCUCAAGAAAAACGCUAAGAUAAUUGAAGAAUUAACUGCCAAGACAACUACUAUCUCAUCAUGCCCAAGUUGUAUUUGCAAUUGUAAGCAGGUUCCAGAAAAUAUAAUCAGAUAUGGUGUAGUUCCAUCUGAAAAUCCGAAAGAACCUGAAACAGAAAUUAGAAAAAUCGAAGCUAAUGAGAAAGCAAACCCAAUUUUUGUUUCACCGAUGAUUCAUGUUUGA
Caenorhabditis briggsae is the source of this 240-nucleotide messenger RNA. Bases 1 to 240 code for a protein of 79 amino acids. Lineage: Eukaryota; Metazoa; Nematoda; Chromadorea; Rhabditida; Rhabditidae. The record is from RefSeq and is a predicted model, not a curated record. The transcript has 3 exons.